This is a messenger RNA of Drosophila takahashii, 423 nucleotides long. RefSeq lists its product as uncharacterized. The record is from RefSeq and is a predicted model, not a curated record. Lineage: Eukaryota; Metazoa; Arthropoda; Insecta; Diptera; Drosophilidae.
AUGGAUCUGCUCAAGAGGAACCUGCUGCUCCUGGUCAUUGGAUUUUGGCUAUGUGCCUGUGUGCAGGGCACUCUGGUCAUCCAGAAAACCAAGCCAGCCCUUCCGGAUCCCAGUCAGCUGCUCGCCAAACUGCCACCAAAGCCGGAAUUCCUCAAGGACCCCAGUCAAUUGCUGGCCAAACUCAUGAAAUCCAAGCCAGCUCUUCCGGAUCCCAGCCAGCUACUCGCCAAGUUGCCACCAAAGCCUGACUUUCUGAAGGAUCCCAGCCAGCUGCUCUCGAAGUUCGUGAAACCUAAGCCCGUUUUCGUGAAACCCGUGGUUGUUAAGCCCGUGGUGGUGAUUAAACCCGUGGUCGUCGGCGGAGGAGGUGGUGGUCAUGGGCAUGGGCAUCAUGGCCAUCAUGGACAUCAUGGCAAACCCUAA